AUGGAGUUCGGAGGAGGUAAUGCAAAUGAUGACAUAGAUGCCAUGUUCAGUAAUCUCCUUGGAGAGAUGGAUCUGCUGACACAGAGUUUAGGUGUGGAUACUGUCCCACCCUCAACUGCAAUGUCCAAUCAGGAUUCAGAGUUCAAGCUCUCAAUUGGUUUUACCGAUGUCAAUGAGUCUCUCAAUUCACUGGAAGACACCGACUUGGAUGCCUUAAUGGCAGACCUAAUGGAGGACAUCAAUCAGACAGAGCAAGUCUGCAAUGCAAGAGCCAUGACAGCUACAUCUCAAGCCACCCCAGUUUCAGCUGCCAAUACAAUGCCGAAUUUUUCAACGAUUCCCUCAGCUUCACAAAGAGGAUAUGCAGAGCAACCAAGCCUAGAUUUCCCGCCACCUCCACCUGACAUGUUUCUGCCUACCGCUUCAGCUUCUGUGUCACUUCCACCACCACCACCUCUGGAACCUCCAGAACCAUUGACAGAGGAAGAAAAAGAGGCCCGGGCAAAAGCUGAUAAAAUCAAACUGGCUUUGGAAAAGCUGAAAGAGGCAAAGGUUAAAAAGCUGGUUGUUAAGGUCCUCAUGAAUGAUAGCAGCAGUAAAACACUGAUGGUUGAUGAAAGACAGACUGUGAGAGAAGUUCUGGACAACUUAUUUGAAAAGUCUCACUGUGACUGCAAUGUGGAUUGGUGCAUGUAUGAAAAAAAUCCGGAACUACAGAUUGAACGGUUUCUGGAAGAUCAUGAGAACUUGGUGGAGACCCUGUCACAUUGGACGCGAGACAGCGAGAACACACUUCUAUUUGUUGAAAAGAAAGAAAAGUAUGCGGUCUUUAAAAAUCCUCAGAAUUUCUACAUUGCAAAGAAGAAAGCAGAAGGGAAGAAUAUGAAAGAGAAAAACAAAGAGGCUUUACUUGAGGAAUGUUUCUGUGGAACAUCAGUCAUUGUACCAGAGCUUGAAGGAGCCCUCUGUGUAAAAGAAGAUGGAAAGAAGUCGUGGAAACGUCGAUACUUUCUCCUACGAGCUUCAGGGAUUUAUUAUGUUCCUAAAGGAAAAACUAAGACAUCUCGUGAUCUGGUUUGCUUCAUCCAGUUUGAGAAUGUCAAUAUUUACUAUGGAGUGAAUUACAAGGCGAAAUACAAAGCACCAACUGACCACUGCUUUGUACUGAAGCACCCUCAGAUUCAGAAAGAGUCACAAUACAUCAAGUAUCUGUGCUGCGAUGAUCCCUGGGCUCUACAACAGUGGAUAACAGGGAUACGAAUAGGAAAGUACAAUAAAACAUUGUAUGACAAUUACAAAGUUGCAGUACAAAGGGCUGGUUUGGCCUCAAGAUGGACAAAUUUUUCAAAUGUAGAAGCUGUCAAAACUACAAGCACCAUUCCAGCUAUUCCUCAACCGAAUGGACAUCCAGGAAAACCCCAGAAAGCACUGAAUCCAGUCAGUCCUGCAUUUCCUGAAUCCUGGAAAAAUGCACAGGAGAAGACAACUUAUAAAACUGAUAUCAACUUGCCACCGCCACCUCCUCACCUUGGUUAUCAAGAAUCCUCGCAGGUUGAAGAAGAGGAGCUACCACCUCCACCUCCAUCCUUUGAACCUCCCCCUCCACUUUUUCAGCCUCCUCAAGAGCCAGCCAUGCAAAAGCCAGGACCUCCUGCACCACCCACCCGUCACUUCCCAUCUACAACAUCUGCAGUACCGCCUCCUACUGCAAUCAAGCGGAAAAAUUCAGGUGCAACUAGCCAACUGAAGCCAAAUGCACACAUUGCAGAGUUACCUCCUCCCCCUCCAGAUCCAGAAAAUUUUCCAGAACCACCACCUGAUUUUCUGCCACCUCCUCCUCCGUGCUUCAACAACAAUUCUGGGGAAGCGCCACCGCCACCACCUCCUCCUCCGCCUUUUGCUUCUAAUCCCACUAUCAGUGCUGUGAAAAAGCCAGUUGUGCCAAAGAGGGGUGAGAAUACGACAGUGACCUCCACCAACAGACCUGGAGGAGGUGGUUCCUCAGACAAGCCAGACCUUAUGUCAGAUCUCAUGAAGGCCCUACAGAAGAAAAGAGCUGCACUAAAUGAAUAAGCACAGGCAACUGAAUCAAAGAUUUGUGUCCAUAGGUACUUUACAGUUUAUGUGACACUAAACCAUUUACCAAAAACAGCUUGAAUAGACUCAUACUGGCAAGUAGUCUGAUCUGGACCAGUAAAGAAGCAGUAUUUGAACACAGUUGGUCAGGCAUCUACAGGUGUGGAAAGAAGCAAUAUAUUGCAAGUGUUACAUUAUCAAAGAGAAUAUUGAUGUUCAUACGGCGGAUGUUAAUUUUUCCAUAACUGUACAUAGGCAUUUUUUAGUGUGGUUUUACAAGUGUAUUCAUGUUUCUUAACAGUGAAUUUAAGUUUCUUUUGAUGGCUAAUGUGAUGUGGCAUUGAUCUAGAGAGACCAGGAAACCUGUACUGUUUUCCAUGAAUUUGGGUAGCCCAAUGUCAAAGUCAUUCAAUAUGAUCUCCAUAUUAGAGGGAUAUGAAACAGCCAAAGCUUCCACUACUGGUUGCCUUCUCACUGCAAAAUAGGUAUGUUCAGAGAUACCCAAAAAUAAAGUAUCAAUCUGACAAAGCUUAUGUGUCAAACUGCGGAAAGAGCAAUUGAUACAUAGAAUUUAGCAAUUCCACAACCGCCAGAUCAGAUCUGAGCUCUACCGCCCAUCAUAUCCAGCAAUGAACAGUGGUAGACAAUUAAACAACUAACACCAGGGGAGGCUCAGAAAUAGUCACAACAGUGAGGGAGCCCAGCACAUUAGUUCCACAGAUAAUGCUGAACACUCACAAUAAUCUUCAACCAAAAAUGUUGAGUGGAAUACCCAUCCUGGCCUCUGCCAAAGGUCCCAGCAUCACAGCUUCUAGUCUUCAGCCAAUUCAAUGUACUUCGUGUGAUAUCAAGAAAUGGCUGAGAUACAAGACACUGCAAAGACUUUGGGACCUGACAACAUUCCAGAAUAGUACUAAAGAUUUGUACUCCAGAAUUUGCAGUGCCCCUAGCCAAGCUGUCCCAGUAGUUACAACACUGGCAUUUACCCAAUAAUGUGCAAUGUAUGUUCUGUACACAAAUGUAGGAUGAAUUCAACACUGCCAAUUAUUUGCCCCAUCAGUCCACCCUCAAUCAUCAGUAAAGUGAUUGAAGGAGUCAUCGAAAGUGCGAGUAAGCAACAGCACUUGCAAAGGAGUAACCUGCUCACUGAUGUUCAGUUUGCCUUAUUGGUUCAAACAUGGACAAACGAGCUACAUUCCAGAAGUGAAGUGAGUGUGACUGCCCUUGACAUCAAUGCCGCAUUUGUCCAAAUGUGGCAUCAGUUAUUCCCACCAAAACUGAAGUCAAUGGAAAUCGAGGAGAAACUGUCCACUGGUUGCAUCCAGGCUGAGCACAAAGGAAGAUGAUUGUAGCUGUUGAAAGCCAAUCACCUCAUCCCAAGAUACCUCUAUAGUAGUUCCUCAGAGGAGUGUUUGAGGCUCAACCAUCUUCAACUGCUUCAUCGAUGACUUUCUCUUCAUCAUAAGUUCAGAAGUGAGGAUAUCACCAAAAAUUGCACGACAUUCAGCACCAUUCCCAACUCCUCAAAUACUGAAGCAGUCCACAUUGAAAUGCAGCAAGACCUAACUUAGGCUGUUGUGGGAUCGUGUUCAAAUAAUGACGGAAAUCGGUGAGUGGCAAAAAUAGCCUCUUUUUCAGAAUCCGCAGUAGCACAGUUUGAGGCAGCGAUGGAAUCACAAAGUACAGUUCUUACAGUAGCCUCUUUAUAGACUUAAAAAUCACACAACACCAGGUUAGAGUCCAACAGUUUAAUUGGAACCACACUAGCUUUCGGAGCUUCGCUCCUCACUAUCACAUGAUGAAGGAGAGAUGCUCCGAAAGCUAGUGUGCUUCCAAUUAAACCUGUUGGACUAUAACCUGCUAUUGUGUGAUUUUUAACUUUGUACACCCCAGUCCAACACCGGCAUCUCCAAAUCAUGACUCUUUAUAGAUAGUUCUUAAAAUUCUAGCACUAUAGUGUUACAUAGUUUUAUCUACUUACACAAAGAAAGUUUGUAUGACAUUUGUCCGGGGAUAGUGAGGACUGCAGAUGCUGAAAUGUCAGAGUUGAUAAAAUGUGGAGCUGGAAAAAGCACAGCAGGUCAAGCAGCAUCAGAGGACCAGGAGAGUCGACAUUUUGUGCAGGACGCUUAAUAUGCAUUUAACAGAUAUGUACUAGUUGAAGGAACAGUUUGAUGUUCUGUAACUAAUCAGGUCCCUGAUAAUGAGUCCUACCCGAAAUGUUCGACAUUCUUGCUCCUCUGAUGCUGCUUGACCUGCUGUGCUUUAAAAUCAACGAGGUAAAAACAAUGACUGCAGAU
This is a messenger RNA of Chiloscyllium plagiosum (whitespotted bambooshark), 4376 nucleotides long. NCBI's taxonomy places the organism in Eukaryota, Metazoa, Chordata, Chondrichthyes, Orectolobiformes, Hemiscylliidae. The record is from RefSeq and is a predicted model, not a curated record.